Pochonia chlamydosporia 170 is the source of this 1767-nucleotide messenger RNA. Its product is annotated as pentatricopeptide repeat protein. The coding region runs from base 1 to 1767 and encodes 588 amino acids. Lineage: Eukaryota; Fungi; Ascomycota; Sordariomycetes; Hypocreales; Clavicipitaceae. The transcript has a single exon. The record is from RefSeq and is a predicted model, not a curated record. Gene Ontology annotation, molecular function: protein binding.
AUGAAAAUCUCUGGUCGAGUGGACGGGUCCGUCCGUGGUGCGGUGCUGAACCGCCCAUCCACGACCUUUAGAAAUGUCCAGCCACCAAGGAGAACCCUUUGCAGAGCGGUCGAAAUCACUACGGAGACGACAACACGUAGAAUCAAAGAACCGCCGCCCUGUUCCAGAAGCUCCAUAUGGCUCCUGUCGACCUUCACGCCUGAAGUCCAUCGAACGCCGCGUGGACAGCAACAGUUCUCCCGUCGCUCCUACAGUACUGCAUCAGAGGCAGCGUCGUCCACCGCAAAGAGUUUGCCUUAUUCACGGCUACUGUCGAAUGACCAGGAAAAGCGACAUUUGAUGUCUUUUGUCGGCGAUAGGGGUGAAGGCAGCGUCCAGGAGCAUUUUGAUUUCCACAGAGACCCGUACCGUAGGGGCUACGCGCAGCCGGAUGGGCCGAAUGUCCAAGUCUCCGACAAGAAACACGACGUGGAAUAUCCAACAAGAGAGGAAACAUUCAAAAUAAACGAUGAAGUGCAGACACAAAUAUCAAAGUUGUAUGCCGCCAUCGGCCAACGACUACGACAUCCGAAUCGAAUUACGCUCGAAGCCAUUUACAAGUUGUAUCUUUUACUGCCCGAGCCGCGCAUGUUAUAUCUCACGUGGCACUGGCGAAACAGACUUCUCAAAGUAAUGGGAACGCCUCCAAAACGUGACAUGGAGUCCAUGUUGCGGUACUUCGCACUGGUGGCUGAUGUCAAGAAUGCCGGGUUGACGCUGCGACGAACGCAGUGGAACUUUGCUCUCGCUUUUGCCACCAAGUACGCAUCGCGACCGUCGGCGCAUGAGAUGGAAUCAGCGCUUCGCCUAUGGAGGGAGAUGGAAAAAGAAGCCAAUGUCUUGGGCAAUGAUGUCACAUUUAAUGUUCUUUUUGACGUGGCUGCCAAGACUGGCAAUUUCACCCUUGCCGAUAUGAUUUACAAAGAGAUGGAGAGCAGGGGAUUUGAGUUUAAUCGUUUUCACCAUGUCAGUCUAAUCCACUACUUUGGUUUACGGCUCGACUCUGGUGGCGUUCGGGCUGCCUAUAAGGAGAUGGUUGACUCUGGCGAGAUGAUUGACACGAUUGUCUUGAAUUGUGUCAUAUCUGGACUUUUGCGAUGCGGAGAGGAAGCAGCCGCGGACGACACUUACGAGCAAAUGAAGAACGCAAACAACCUGUCGUCAGACAUGCCGCAGAGAGAUUACAUGAUGAAUAAGGUGGUCACCAGGGUUUUGAUGAUGUUUUCAAAGGUCGGGAAGCAACACCCCCAGCUGAAAGACUCCUUACAGACAAAUAUUCGGCUCGCACCUGAUUUGCAUACGUACAAGCUCCUGAUACAGCACUACGCAAUACGUGUUGGAAACCUGGCCAAAGUUGCCAGAUACUUGGACGAAAUGAAAUACCUCAAGAUUUCUGCACACCCUACAGUUUUUCUUGCCCUGUUUAAAGGCUUUUAUCUUCAUGGCGGGUUUCCAGGCUCAGAUUGGAGUGAGCAGCGAUUGAACGGUGUUCUUACAUCCUUGUACGAAGCCAAGGACAGUCACAGAGAAGCUUUCCGGAUCGAGCAGUGGCUCGUAAUUUGGGCGUUGAGAGCUGUGAAGAAGUGCUCAUCGAAUGAAGCGGUUGUCAAAACAUUUGACGCUCUCGCUCAACGGUGGGAUAUCAAAGGUGAACGACAACAAUUCUUACACGGUACAGUAGAAAACAUUUUGCAAGAUAAGGAGACGAAAUCAUUAUUGGUGAAUUGA